This is a messenger RNA of Alligator sinensis (Chinese alligator), 1736 nucleotides long. RefSeq names its product autophagy related 4D cysteine peptidase (gene ATG4D). The transcript has 10 exons. The record is from RefSeq and is a predicted model, not a curated record. Gene Ontology annotation, molecular function: protein-phosphatidylethanolamide deconjugating activity. NCBI's taxonomy places the organism in Eukaryota, Metazoa, Chordata, Crocodylia, Alligatoridae. The coding region runs from base 23 to 1363 and encodes 446 amino acids.
CCACCUCCCCGUGGCCCCCCCCAUGCAUUCGGUGUCACCAGCCGCAGCACAGUAUGGGAGCCCAGAGGAGCGUGGUGCCCCCCGGGCUGGGGGUACCCGGGGGGGCUGCGCGGAGGGUGGGGAGCCAGACGAGGUAGACCGCCUCAAGGGCCGGCUGAUCUCCGCUUGGAACAAUGUCAAGUAUGGCUGGACAGUGAAGACCAAGACCCACUUCAGCAAGCACUCGCCUGUGUACCUCUUCGGCCGUGACUAUCAUCUGGACACUGAGGAGGCUGUGGAGCGCUUCCAGACAGACUUCGCCUCGCGCCUGUGGCUCACCUACCGCCGUGACUUCCCUCCCUUGGGCAGCGGGCUGUGGAGCACGGACUGUGGCUGGGGCUGUAUGCUACGUAGUGCCCAGAUGCUGCUUGCCCAGGGGCUGCUGCUUCACGUCCUCGGCCGAGACUGGACCUGGCCAGAUGCCCCGUUCAGUGCUAGCCUGGCGGAGAUGGAGCCAGGGAAGCUUGCGGCAUCCGAGCAAGGCUGGCGCCUCUGGCCUUCCCCUGCUGUGCCUGGCCUCAGCCCCCGGCAGCAGGAGGAAGAACAGCAGCACCGCACCCUGGUCUCCUGGUUCGCCGACCACCCGCAGGCCCCAUUUAGCAUCCACCGCCUGGUGGAGCUGGGUCGCGGCUCUGGAAAGAAGGCUGGGGACUGGUACGGCCCCUCCAUCGCUGCCCACAUCCUCAGGAGAGCUGUGGAGAGCAGCUCUGGGACCAGCCGCUUGGCCAUCUAUGUUUCUCAAGACUGCACAGUGUACAAGGGGGAUGUGGCUGGCCUGCUGCGUGGAGGGGCAGCUGGUGCUGUCAUCGUGCUGGUGCCCAUGCGCCUGGGGGGAGAGACCCUGAACCCUGUUUAUGUAAACUGUGUGAAGGAGCUGCUGAAGCUGAAGGCCUGCGUGGGCAUCAUUGGGGGGCGGCCCAGGCACUCACUUUACUUUGUCGGCUUCCAAGAUGACUACCUGCUGUACCUGGACCCCCACUACUGCCAGCCCUCUGUGGACACCAGCCAGGAGUGCUUUCCACUGGAGUCCUACCACUGCGGCUCCCCCCGGAAGAUGGCAUUCACCAAGAUGGACCCUAGUUGCACCAUCGGCUUCUAUACCCAGGCUGGGCAGGAUCUGGAUACUCUCUGUGCCCAGCUAGCCCAGGUGCUAAAAGCUGCUUCUACCAAGGACAAGUACCCCAUGUUCUCUGUGGUGGAUGGCCGGGCCCAGGACUAUGGGCUGGAAGAGCUGUGCUCCCGCCUGGCCCCUCUCCCUGCCCUGCGUCCUGGGAGGCGUAGCAAGGGAAAGAAGCCAGAGGCUGAUGACUUUGUCUUCUUGUGAUCUGACUUGAUAUCCCCCAACCCCCUACUGGCCACCAAACAGAGCCAGGGGAGUGGGGGGUGGUCUGUGGCCAUAACUCACACUGGAAAUGUACAGCGCCUGGCGCAGGUCUCUUACUCCUCAGGGUUUAGAGCUGGUGCUGCUGCUGCCCCCUAGUGAUGGGGGACUGGAACUGCUCUCAAGUCGGGGGAGGGAGCAGGGGAAUGGAAGACUGCAGGGACCAUGGUGAAGGUGAAGCCUCUCCCACUUCCAUGACAUUACUGCCCACGGGGUGGGGGGUGUAUCAGGGUAUGCUUCAUGCUGUGGGGGUCUGUCUGGGGCUAUUUAUUGUCUGUCUCACCCCACCUCCCCACCACCUGUGAUUUGCCCUUGG